AGCUGACUUCUCAGCUGCUCUCUCGUCUGUUUUGCUUUGCUGUGCGUUUUUAAUGCGUCUGUAUAUAUAGAUAGAUCCACGCUCCGUGCUGUUCCGAAGCCCCGUGGUGGGGAAUAUGGGAGAUGAACGAUUUUUUUUUUCAAUUUUCCUAUGUAUACUUUGGGUCUGAAGAACCUGCACGGUCACAUUUCCACCCUCCCCUUUUCAGGAUCAGAGCCCUUCAGCCCAAGCAGACUGUGGAAGAGAUGUCUGUGCUGAGCACUCCGCGGUGCCUGACCUGAGCACACAGCAGGACGGCUGAUCACAGCUCCACACAUCCCCAAAGCGAGGCCCCCUUUGUCCCCUUAUUUUUCACCAAGAGCACUUUCUGCCAUGUGCUCACACUCUCCUGUUAAGGACUGUGUGUGUGUGUGUGUGUGUGUGUGUGUGUGUGCGCACACUCCCGGCCAGGUUUGCACUCUCAGGGGAUCAGAGCCGCUCGUUGUUUGCCGUUGAAGGCUGCUGCAGUCUAAAGGUCAGCAGCAAAGGACAACAGACCUUUGGAGCAGAGCUGCUUUCUCCGGGAAUGAAAACAAAGAUCCAGACCUGCUGUGAAUGGCCAAUUCACCCAGAAGCUGAAUUCCAACAACCUCCCUCCCGAGCCAUACACAUUGCAAUUUCUGAGCAGUUUUGUCCAGAAGACUGUGCUCAGGUUAUGACGACUAAUCCCAAACCGAACAAGGCAUUAAAGGUAAAGGAGGAGUCGGGAGAGAAUGCCCCAGUGCUGAGCGAUGAUGAACUCGUGUCAAUGUCCGUACGGGAGCUGAACCAGCACCUGCGGGGUCUCACCAAAGAGGAGGUCAUCCGUCUGAAGCAGAGGAGGCGCACGCUGAAGAACCGGGGCUACGCCGCCAGCUGCCGCAUCAAGCGCGUGACUCAGAAAGAGGAGCUGGAGAGGCAGCGGGUUGAGCUGCAGCAAGAGGUGGAGAAGCUGGCCAGAGAAAACAGCAGCAUGAAGCUAGAGCUGGACGCCUUGCGCUCCAAGUACGAAGCACUCCAGACCUUUGCUCGUACUGUGGCGCGAGGGCCCAUUACCCCGACCAAAGUUGCCACCACCAGUGUCAUCACCAUCGUGAAAUCAGCCGAAAUCUCAUCCAGUUCCGUGCCGUUCUCAGCAGCAUCCUAGUGCCCUCGGUGGGGGAACUAGCAGCCUUUCAGAGGGGGGGGGAGGAGGCUCUUAUGCAUUGUUCCGGAGUUCUUGGUCACGUCAAGAAUUGGCAUCUUAACAACUCUCUUCCAAAAGUGCAAAAAAAAAAAAAAACAACAACAACAAAAAACCCACAAAAAUAAAAAAUAAAAUAAAUAAGGAAGAAAACAGAAAAGAAAAAAAUUACCUACAAAGGGAACUUAAACUGGCUGCUUCUCUCUGGACUCGGUGGCUCCGUCAACCCCUCGCGUCCAGGAUUUGAGCUCUGUCUGCAGUACAAGUUGCAAGAUCUACUUCCUUGCCCCCACCUCCCCGACCCCUCACAGCCGUGGGCAGCAUUCCGGCUGGGAGAAGAUACCCGAGGAGCCUCCAGAGCCUUCGUGAGUGAUGCUCAAGAGCCAGGAAACAGAUGGACCGUAGAAAUCAUCGUGUGAGAUGAAUGUAUGGAAAAGAGUUUCCUUUAGUGGCAUCCUACUCCUUGUCAGAAGGGUCUCCCCUUCCCUCCCCGCUUCCAUCUGCUGUUCUGAGGGCAGGGAAAUAGGCAUUUAGGUUUGAAUUUCGUCCUGCUACGAGUGGAUGGGAGUGGGAGGAUGAUGGAGAUUAAUGCUUGGGUCUGACCACACCCACUAGGAAUAACCUUUUGUUUUCAAUCCAUGCUGUUAAAAUAUGGAAAAAUAUAUAUUUUACAUAUUUUAAUACGCCUCACUACCUGUGUGGCCUAUGAAAAACUACAUUGCAGCCUCCUUUAUUCCAAGCCCACGUUUCCCAAUAGCUCCUUCCCUAAGGUGUCCUGUGAAUUGGGUAUAUUUAUGCAGUGUAUUUCUUCCAAAUGAUCCACAGUCUUGAAAUAGCGGCUUAUUUUAUUUCAUUUUAUUUUAUUUUAUUUUAUUUUUUCUGGAUUCCCUGAAGCUUAAGGGAAGGAGGCACGGUAGAUGCUGUGAAGAGCGGUGUGGUGGGGAGGAGAAGGAGAGACGAGGAAGUAUUAGCAGGUGGAGGCAGAACCGACUGCAAGGCAGAGGGGCUGUUCUGCUGGGAUCAGCACUACGAGAAGGGGUUUGUGCAGAAGGUUUGGGAAAGGUGUUUUUGAAGCACUGAGGUGUAACUAGGGGGCCGUAGCGCAGACAGGAGGAGUCAGAGCCUCCUCUUUGGUGGAAGCGUUGGUAGGUGAGCAAGGAGCAUCCCGGCUGCGGAGCUGGGCUCGCUGGGCUCUGUUGAGCAGGGAAUGGCCAUGGGGAGGUUGGCUGGGAGCUGUAUGAGUCCGUUCUUCAGCGUUCAGACAGCCUGUGUGAAUGUGACCCCAAAUCUUGAUGCUUCCUCUGGGGAAUGUGUGGACGGCCCCAGGAGAGGCGCGGAGGGCAGGACGGGAAUCUGUGUGCGUAGGGAAUGGAAGAGUUGGGACCGAGGAGUCGUGAGUGUGGCUCUGAGCAGUGGUUUGGGAGAGGGGUUUUCUGGCCCGGCGAUGGGCAGGAAGUGGGAAGGCAAGAGGAGGAACUGUGCUGUCACACAGCAGCGCUGAAAAGAUGAACGUGUCCAGGUCACUGUAAAAAAAAAAAUAGCUACGUUGGUGUUUGUGUGUUCUGUUGUGCUUUAUUUUUAAUUUUCUGUUUGAAGUAGGAAAGAAAAAGGGACUGUGAGUUUUGCAGGGCAGAGACUUGUGGAACGGACGAUGCCUGUUGUCAUGCAGGUGAGAAGAGAAUGAGACUGCUGAUGGAUGAGGUGAGGGGCAGAGCUUAGAGGACUCGGGCUCUGGAAUGGAGGCCAGAGGUGGCGCGGAGCUCAGCAGUGCUUUGGACUGAAAGAGAGCUGAUGGAGUGCCGCCGCUGUCGCAUAGGGCACGGUAUGCGGGCAUCCACCACCCUGUAUGAUUCCUUGUUUGGGGCUUUGCCUUGUCUUGACGGGCAGUAAGUUUGUAGACUUCCAGUGAAGCCUUCUUUGCCUUUGGAAGAAGUGAGCUUGCUUUUUCUUUCUCUUUUCCACCUUGUCAUUGGAGUCUCUGGAUUCCCCAAGAGGGUUCUUUGUGAAAUAGGUUAAUGGAAAGAGGAGCCUCAGCCUCGGCUCUUGUUCAGUCCUCGACGCCUGUGCUCCUGACCUUACGGAGCUGGGAAGGGGCAGGGGAGCCUCCUCCUGAAGGCUUCUCACCCCUGCCAGAGCCACAUGUGCCGGAGGGGAGCAGGGAGUUUCCUUCAAGUGAUUUUCCAACGCGUAGGGUUUGGAUGACACUUAGCGUUACCUCAUUUCUCCUCCACUCCCUCCCUAUCUCCUAACAGGCAGAUUGAUGUCCUGUGUAUCAGUACCAGUUAUUGACUCCCACAGCAGAAGCUGAGGAAGAGAAAAACGUUACUGUCAUUUCCUGGUCCUCUCAUGUUCUCCAGCUCACAAACAUUGGAAACUUUCCCAGACCUUACAGGUGCCUCCAAAAACAGGCAGAGUGGAGACUCCUGGCACUGUUGGGGCUUUAAAUGAAAACUUUAACGAAAAAAAAAAAAAAAGGCCAGUUGACUUGUAAAUGCCCAAAUGCUUCCAGUCUUUAGGACAGCUCCAGAGCUCCAUAACAUUCCUGGCUAGAUAGGAACACCCUCGGGCUGCCCUUGGCCCUUGCCGGGGGGGGGAUCAGACCAACGGCACGGAGGGGGAUGGAGGUUGAACUUUGUUCCGUGGGGUCUUCUUGCUGUUGAGAAACAUAUCUUUAUGUGGCACUUCCCUUGUUGGCCAAGUAUUUCUUAUUUUCUUUUCCAGUUCUUGGAAGGGUGCCAAAGGCUUGUCCAAGUGAUUGCUAGUUUAGUGCUGGUAGGCACUUCGAUCUCUGGUCACUCGAUAAAGAACAAGAGGCCUGGGUGUUGUUAAAGCUGUUGAUACCAUAGCCAUGGUAGGUAAUCCAUAUUGGAUAUCCAUAAGGACCACGUGGAAAUAUUUAAAGAGAGAGAAAUAUAUAUAUAAAUAUAUAAUUAUAUACAUUUUAUCGUACAGAUUUUUCGUAAAAAAAGAAAAAAAAAAAGAGAAUUUUUUUUCCAAGUUUGAUACUGUAAAUCUUUAUUAAAAGAAAUCGCCGGUCCAGGGCUCCCUCCCUGGGUGGUGACCUGGAGGGGAAUGAAAUGUCCUGGCUAAACUUCCACAGGGGGAUCAGAAUUGCAAGGUAACGUGGAGGGAGGAAUGACCCGAAAGCUGUUGACCACCAUGGAGACCCAACUCCUCCACCCUCCGCCCCGGAGGGCCCUCCAGCUUGGGGUUGUCGCAUUGCAUUCCUCUGGGGUUCGGUUUGUUUCCGUUUGUUAUUUUUUGUUCUUGUUGUUGUUGUUCUGUUUUGUUUCUCUCCGUCCUGCCCUCGCAAGCCUGACACGCAGGGUGAGCGUGGCGUGGGGAGCCGGCUGCUGCCGCGGGGUCACCGGGCGCUCCCUGCCGCAUCAGUUCGCUGCGGUAUUUCGGAUGCUGGGCUCCCUUCUCUGCCCCCCCAGGAGCAGGGGCUCUGAGGCCGAGCUUUGGGAUCCUCUCCCCCGGGCCUUUCUUCCCCCUCCGCAGCGCCAUGUGGGUACCUUGGGAUGCUGGAAACAGCCCGAAGCAUCCACGCGGGUACCUUGGGGCAGCGCCGGGAGGGACAUCCUCGGUCUCGUAGGUGUCUUUGCUGAGCUCUCCAGUGGCAGUGGGGAAACCUUUCCCUCCAGGGCACCUCCAGACCCCCCCACAGCAAAUCAGCAUCUCAGCUCUCGCCCAGCUCUGCCAUCUGACGGAGGAGACCGCGGUGCCCCGGCUGACAGCGCAGCAGCGGCAGGGCUGGGCUGCGGCACGGCUCGGACCCGGGGAGGAGGAGGAGAAAGUGGCAUUGAUUUGAUUUGAUUUCUUCCUCUCUCAAAUCAUUUAAACUUUGUUGUCAUGAUUGUUUUUAUUUAAAACGAAGAAACAAAGGAAAAGGAAAAAAAAAAAAAAAAAAAAACCACAAAAAACCGAAAAACUUUUGUAACGUGGAUUUGUUUUCCUUCGUCUGUAUUUCAGUCUGCUGGGGUGUUUCCGUAGAUGGUGGAUACUUGCUUUCAUUUUUUUAAUGAUAGAAGUCUUCUGUUUUAAGUUGUUUUUUUUUUUUUUUUUUUAUCACCAGCUCAUUCUAUCCUCUGUGGUUACUCAGUAAUUUCAUUUCAAUAUUUAUUUUUGUGCUGCUUUUUUAUUAUAAAAUAAAUUAUUGAUAUACCAAGCAAUGUGGAUUCCUGUUUGUAAGGCGAGUAGCCCUGUGUAUGUGUCCAUUACUUUCUCUUGACAGCCACAACGUAAUUUAUUGCUGUAAAUUUAGCUGCAGUGACUGGUUUUUUUGUACCUUUCCAAUAAAGCAUUUUCUGGUUUCA
Messenger RNA from Gallus gallus (chicken), 5517 nucleotides. It is a transcript of the gene MAFK, whose product is annotated as MAF bZIP transcription factor K. Gene Ontology annotation, biological process: regulation of transcription by RNA polymerase II. Gene Ontology annotation, molecular function: DNA-binding transcription factor activity, RNA polymerase II-specific; RNA polymerase II cis-regulatory region sequence-specific DNA binding. The transcript has 3 exons. The coding region runs from base 566 to 1165 and encodes 199 amino acids. Gene Ontology annotation, cellular component: nucleus. NCBI's taxonomy places the organism in Eukaryota, Metazoa, Chordata, Aves, Galliformes, Phasianidae. The record is from RefSeq and is a predicted model, not a curated record.